AUGUAUUUCGUGGUUGUCUUAACCACCGAAAAUUCCGUUGGCGUUGUUGGAGAGAAGUGGUUCGACGAGCACGAAAAGAGUCGUGUCAUGUGGCCAGAUAACCCAAGGGUACUGGGUAACUACUUCACAUUAGAGGAGGCUCGCCGUAGCGCUAAGCUGGCGGAGGAGACCUCCAAUCUGUCCAGCUCUGAACCCAUGCAGAAAGGCAAGGGUUGCCGAAGGAAAAUUCGCCGUCGGCUAACGUCGGAUUCUGAAGACGAAGUCAGUGAUAAAGAAAAUGAGCCACCACUCGCUGAACGCGCACUGGGUUGGCCCAGCACAUCUCAGCUCUCCGUUGUAAAAUCUCCCGCAACUGCCGCUCCAUCCACGUCACAGUCCGCUGAGUUGCUCCCUGCAACCAUGCUGGCGUGGAUGAAGGCGAUGGAGGACUGUCUUGAAGCCCUAGAGGCUCUUAUUAGACAAAGUAAUGAAUUGAAUAGGCGUGCCUCUGAUAAGAUUACUACAAAACUUGAUAUGCUUGUGAAGCGAGUGGAUCACAUUCCUUCGGAGCAUAGUGUGCUUCUCGCCAAAGUUGAGAAAGUCGGUGCUGCUGUCUUUGACAGCCACCGUUCAAUACCUACAGGCUCGAUGGCAGCAGUGGGGCGUUUGCCACUCUGCUCACAAGAGAGCCUCUGUCAUUUCCUUGACCGCUUUAAGUCAGACAAAGACUGCAGCAAACGGAACCCGCCAAUAUUGCUGAAUGCGAGGCAAGUACUUCGCAGUAUCACGAUCAAUCUAUAUUGGAAGGACCAUAUUCACAAUAUGAUGACCAUUCACUGA
Molecule: messenger RNA, 819 nt
Organism: Dibothriocephalus latus
Lineage: Eukaryota; Metazoa; Platyhelminthes; Cestoda; Diphyllobothriidea; Diphyllobothriidae
Source: the annotation of a GenBank genome assembly